UUUAAUAAAUAAAUAUGUCGAGGUUGGUCGAGCCACUGUCUGUAGGGAGAGUAAUAGGAGAAGUUGUAGACAGUUUCACACCUUGUGUUAAGUUGAACAUAACCUACAGUUAUGGCAACAAGCAAGUCUCUAAUGGCCACGAGCUCAUGCCAGCUGUCCUUACCUCCAAACCCCGUGUCGAGAUUGGCGGCGAAGACUUACGUGCUGCUUAUACUCUUGUUAUGACUGAUCCAGAUGUUCCAGGCCCUAGUGAUCCAUACUUAAGGGAGCAUCUACACUGGAUAGUUACAGAUAUUCCAGGUACCACUGAUGCAUCUUUCGGGAGAGAGAUUGUGAGCUACGAAACACCGAAACCGGUGAUCGGAAUCCACCGCUACGUGUUCGUUUUAUUCAAGCAGAGAGGAAGGCAUACCGUGAAUCCACCUUCCUCAAGAAACCAUUUCAAUACUCGCACUUUUGCUGAAGACAACGGGUUAGGGCCACCCGUCGCCGCGGUCUACUUCAACGCACAACGUGAAACCGCCUGUCGAAGAAGAUAACCUAAAAAAUGAAAAUAAAGAAAUUACAAUAUAUUAAUCAUGGAUUAAUAAUUUAAUUAUAGUUCUGUCUGUUCUCUGAACAGUACAGUUCUACUAGGUUUUGGGGGAAACUGCAGUGGUCCCCCCACAACCUUUUUCUUUUUUUGUUUUGUUUAAGGUUCUGUUUUUUGUAUUAUGAGUUAAGUGUGUUUUAAUCUGCUUGUUGUGUGUACUGGGAAUUUGUCUUGUGGUCCCCCCCUGAUAAUCCUGUCUUAUAAUAAUGAUAGUGACUCUAAUUACUGUCAGUUUAACCUUAAUCAAAUGUCUUAUAAUUAAUCAAAUCACUUUCAUGAAGAAAUGAAAAAAAUACAGAUUUUUUUACAAGCUCCUUCACAUAUAUAUCUAAAA
Molecule: messenger RNA, 926 nt
Organism: Erythranthe guttata (spotted monkey flower)
Lineage: Eukaryota; Viridiplantae; Streptophyta; Magnoliopsida; Lamiales; Phrymaceae
Product: CEN-like protein 1
Biological process (GO): vegetative to reproductive phase transition of meristem; flower development
Source: RefSeq, a predicted model, not a curated record